AUGAGCCCCGUGGAGCGUCUGGGGCUCUUGGAGCAGAUCACUGGCUUUGUGGCGACGGUGGCGGCAUCGGAGUCCCGGACUUCUUGGCCCUGCUAUCGGGGCCAUCUCCUGGUGAAGCUCAUACCGCGCUUCCACGAAAGUCUUCGGCCAUGUACGUGGCCAUCCCUGGGCGCCUCUAAAAAAGGGGACGUCGUUCUGGUGUCCGCCGCUCCUCAGCCGAAGCCCAUUCAGAAGGGCCCGCCGGUUUUGGUGCGAGCCGCGACGGUGCUACAAGCGAACUGGGCCGAUGCUGUCCGAGAGCUUCGUGAGACUGCUGGGGGACUUGCCGUCCAUGGUGAGGAGCUGUCCAACACCGUCGCCGAGACCUUGCGACUGGUCCAGGAGCUGGCGCUUCUCCAGAGCGAGGUGGUCUCCAAGGCGUCCUUGCAGCAAGCGGAGGCAGCCCUGGAGGAGGUGGCUCCGAAGAUUGAGGCGUGGGCGCGAGCUCUCGACCCCACGGGGCGGACACCACAUGAGGGUUUACGAAAAUAA
This is a messenger RNA of Symbiodinium natans, 531 nucleotides long. NCBI's taxonomy places the organism in Eukaryota, Dinophyceae, Suessiales, Symbiodiniaceae. The record is from the annotation of a GenBank genome assembly.